This is a messenger RNA of Ricinus communis (castor bean), 5388 nucleotides long. RefSeq lists its product as uncharacterized. Gene Ontology annotation, biological process: protein phosphorylation; signal transduction. Bases 719 to 5143 code for a protein of 1474 amino acids. Gene Ontology annotation, cellular component: cytoplasm. NCBI's taxonomy places the organism in Eukaryota, Viridiplantae, Streptophyta, Magnoliopsida, Malpighiales, Euphorbiaceae. The record is from RefSeq and is a predicted model, not a curated record. The transcript is spliced from 9 exons. Gene Ontology annotation, molecular function: ATP binding; protein kinase activity; protein binding.
AUAGCAAAAUCUCUUGACUCAUAAAUCAAAUUUUUUAAUUUUGCAUGAAAGUGUCCACGUGCCUUGGCCCUUUUCUUCUGUUUUUCUCCUCUCUCAUUCCUUAAAACCCAAGAAAAUCGAAGAAAAACAAAACGACCAGCCUCCAAUUCCAGACAAAGAAUACCUCGUCCCCAAAAAAGAGAAAAGAAAAAAGAAAUUAUAAACAUCGAAUGAAUAUAGAUUCUAUAAUAAACUAUAAGCCACUUGGUAAAUGAAAAACCCAACAGGAAAAUAAUAUUUCUUGAAUAAAAUUAAAGAUAGAUACAGAGAGAGAGAGAGAGAGAGAGAAGAGAGAAAAAGAUUCAUCAGGAGCCCCACCUCUCGAGCUCUCUUUGAGCACCGACUCAGUUAAUUCCUCUAUCUGUGUCUCUCUCUAUCUCUUGCUAUUUAUUUGAAUUUCUUUCUCUGUUUCUUAAUUGUUUUUCUUAUGUGUGUAUAUAUCGGGGGUGUUACGGUUCAAAUCUGGUACUUAUUUUUGCCCUUUUUCUUUUUAUCUGUGAUUUCGGACUUAUCUUCUCUGCGUGCUUUGGGUGACCGGAGAUGGGUUUAUCAUAGGUUUUGGAGUUAAGGGAGUGAAUGUAUAGGAACAAAAACCCAUAAAAACCCUAGCUUUGUUUGUUUGUUUGUUUAUUUGUUUCCUCUGUAGAUUAAAUUCUUUUGCUCAAUUAAAUACCCAUUUAUGGCAUUUGAUCAGAACUAUAUCCCAAAGGAUCUAAGGCCAAUUAAUGUUGCUAGAACCAUACCUGAAGAGCCCCGCAUUGCCGCCACGUCAGCAAUAGCGGUGGCUUCCACUGCUACUGGUGCUCCUUCUAUUGCAACAACAGCAACUAAUAGAAACCCUGAAAUUUUUGCCCACCCAGAUGGGUCGAUACCGGUAUUUUACCCUGCAAAUCUAUCUGAUGCUACAGGUUUUGUAGGCUUAGCAUAUGGGAAUCCUGCACCAGGGUGGGCCCCACGAUUGACUGUGCCGGUUGGGAGUGUAAGUGUGGCUGGUGUGAAUACCACAGGUGCUGGGUUUAGUUAUAGCCCCAAUUUGGGGAAUAGGGUUGUUACUAAUGCUGUCGAUCACGCAGCUAAUGAUAUGGUAACUGGGUUGGGUGGUUCUCCCCAUUUAGGCAAUAGGGUUGAUGCUAAUGGGAUUAGUGAGUCAGCAAGUGUGGCAUUUGGUUAUAAUCCUAAUUUGGGGAGCCAUGGUAGUGGCAGUGGGGUUGAUCAUGGGAGUGAAGAGGGUGGGGAUGAUUCAGUGCCGGGGAAGAAGGUUAAAUUUUUGUGUAGUUUUGGGGGAAAAAUCUUACCUAGGCCAAGUGAUGGUAUGUUGAGAUAUGUUGGAGGACAAACAAGGAUAAUUGGUGUGAGGAGAGAUGUGAGCUUUAAUGAGUUAGUGCAGAAGAUGAUGGAUACUUACGGGCAACCUGUGGUUAUCAAAUACCAGCUUCCUGAUGAGGAUCUUGAUGCUCUGGUAUCAGUUUCUUGUGCUGAUGAUCUUGAUAAUAUGAUGGAUGAGUAUGAGAAAUUGGUUCAGAGGGAUGGGUCAGCUAAGCUAAGGGUGUUUCUAUUCUCGGCUACGGAGCUUGAUGCAACUGGUUUGGUACAAUUUGGGGAUUUACAUGAUAGUGGACAGAGAUAUGUUGAUGCUGUAAAUGGGAUUAUGGAAGGAGCUGGCAGUGGUAUUGCUAGGAAGGAGAGUAUAACAAGUGCAACUUCAACUCAGAACUCCGACUUUAGCGGGACGGAAGCUGUUGAUAACUCAGGUCCUGGUCAGGUGGAAGUGAGUGGGGCAUCAGCAACCUCCAUGUUCUCCUCUAGCGGGAAUCAGAUGACUCCUCACGACAAUAACCCAAAUUUUUUGCCAGUGGAACCUAAUCCUCAAGUUCAUGCUGAUCCAUCUGCAGUGUCUAUGGGCAUUCCCAUGGUUAAGUCUGGUCCUCCCCAAUCUCUAUCGUCUCAACCUGAGGUUGAAUUUGAGAGAUCUAUACCUGUUACUGUACCACAACAGCACUUGGGAUAUGAUUUCCAGCAAGCUGGAAUAGGUAUUCCACCACCUGCACCACAGUUUCAGGCUUAUGCAGACCCUCGCCAGGAAAUCACAAAUCAUGCAGAUUACAUGCAUUUUCCUGCUCAUAUGAGAUUUCCAAAUGCUCAAUUAUUGGGACCUGCCGGAUCUGUAUUUUCCCAACAGCAGAUUCGCGACAAUAAUCCUGGUGUUGCUGCUCAUCCAUUUAUUCCCGCAGUGCACAUGACAAUGACAGCUGCAUCUUCUCAUGUUGCUAUAAGGCCAACCAUGGUUCAGCCAUUGGUACAACCCCAACAAAAUCAUGUGGAACGUUAUUCUGAUGAAAAUACAUUUGGAACAAGGAUCCUUCAGCUUCCUGUUGACCAAAGCUACAGUGCUUAUCAGGCCCAGCUUCCGCCUGCAAUUAUUGGAGGAGGCUAUAGCUGGCAUCCAGUUCCACAGAGAGGGCAUAUUGUCUUCUCUGAUGGAUCAGUAUCUCGCCAACAGGCAGUUUUUCCUGAGAAUGUUCAGAGAUUGGAUGACUGUAUCAUGUGUCAGAAAGCAUUGCCUCAUGCACAUUCUGAUCCUUCAGUACAGGACCCCAGAGAGAGUGGUGUAAGCCCUUUACCUGAUUCACACUCAGUUCAUCAUAGUCUCCUUUUGGGAGAUACUAUGAAAACUCAACCUUUCAGCAGCGGUAUGGUAGGUGGAAUAUUGGGGGAUGGCAUUGUUGAACAGGGUUCUGGGGCUAGAUCCACUGCCUUUAGCCUUGUUGAUCAUCAACUCGGAUUGCAACAAUCUGAGGGGGUUGUUUUCUCCCAAAAUCUAGAUUCCAUUCAUGACAAUGAGAGAAGAACUGCUGGGCAGAAAAUUGGCAAUUCCGAUCAAUCCAAGACUGCAGUUUCACAUAGUGUGAUGGGUGGACCAGGAUACAUAGAUGCAAUUCCUCAAUCUCACCUAGAAGAUACCAUCCAGCAGCAUGUGGUCCCAGGCCAAUGCCAUUUUAAUGAGGAGGCUCUACACAAACAUAAUAUUGGUGAUUUCCCUCAUUUUCCAGGUGUAAUUCAAGCUUCUGAGAAUUUGGGGCAUGAGUUGCCACUAGAAUACUCUGGUAAGCUGCCUCAUGUUGUUCCCAAAGAAGAUGUUGUAGAUUCCUGUGUAUCAUAUGACCAGCUAAGGCCAAUUGAUGGGAUGAUGGAAACUCUCCGGAUGUGCCCCACAGAAAUUAUUGCUAAUAAUGAGCAGAGUAAGUCCCCUGCUGAUAAAUUGAGAAAGGAAGAGAUCUUGGAUCACAGAGCCCAGCAGAUAGCUGGGAGGGAUGUACUUCUGGAUACUACCUAUAACAAACCUCAGGUGCUUAUUGACUCAAAUCAUGUCAAGCAGACUGAAGUGCUGCCUACCUCAAUUGAAGGUUCUUAUGUGUAUAAUACUCGACUGAUGGAUUCAUAUGAGGUUACACAACUGCCUAUUUCAGGUAACCAAGGAUCAUAUCCACAAUCAAAGAUUGGAGUUCAUCUCUUGGAUUCUGAUGAGUUUAGUUAUGGAAACCCUGCACCCUCAGGUUUUGAGCCAGGCUAUGCACUGGAUAGAAUUCCCCCUGUUGUUGGAUGGAAAAAUGAUGCUUCACGAUUACAACCAAAUAUUGGUCUUCCUGAAAUGGAAGCUGCAUCUAAUGUGCCAUCUUCUGUUGCAUCAUCUGGUAGACUUGGAGAUAUUCAGGAUUCCUCAAAUUCACUAUUCAGCAAUCAGGAUCCUUGGACUUUAAGGCAUGAUGCUCAUCUUCCUCCUCCUAGGCCCAGCAAAAUUCUGACUAAAAAAGAAGCCUAUGGAACUAAGGAUCUUUUCUGCGAAAACCAAAGCAAUGCUGGAGAACUAACUAGUGAUGGAUUGCUGGGCGAUGCAUCUUCCCAGACACUGUGGAAUACGAAGAAGGAUAUUCAUUCAGAGCAAGUUCCAUCAUCAAAAGGCUCAGCUGAGGAACACAUCAAGCAAGAACUUCGGGCUGUUGCUGAGGAUGUAGCUGCCUCUGUUUUCUCAUCGGCUACUACUAAUCCUGAUUCAUUGGUCCAUGAAAGAAAUGAAUCAGCUUAUGAAGCGAGUCAACACAAGGAAGUUUCAAAUAAAGAUGUAGAAAUGCAGCAUGAAGCUAAGUUUGAGGAUGUUAAGAAUAAACUGCCAGAAAAGUUGAAUUUUGGAUUUCCAGUAUCAGAAGGCAUUGGGCGGUUGCAGAUUAUAAAAAACAUUGACCUUGAAGAACUGCAAGAAUUGGGUUCUGGCACCUUUGGUACUGUAUAUCACGGGAAGUGGAGGGGUACUGAUGUUGCAAUUAAGCGGAUCAAUGAUAGGUGUUUUGCUGGGAAACCUUCUGAACAAGAUCGCAUGAUAGAAGAUUUCUGGAAUGAAGCAAUUAAGCUCGCUGACUUGCACCAUCCAAAUGUGGUAGCUUUCUAUGGUGUUGUGCUCGAUGGUCCUGGAGGUUCUGUAGCAACAGUGACAGAAUACAUGGUUAAUGGUUCUUUAAGAAAUGCUUUGCAGAAGAAUGAAAGGAGCCUUGACAAGCGCAAGCGACUGCUGAUUGCCAUGGAUGUGGCCUUUGGGAUGGAAUACUUGCAUGGAAAAAACAUAGUACACUUUGAUUUGAAGAGUGACAAUUUACUUGUGAAUCUUCGAGAUCCUCACCGUCCAAUUUGCAAGGUUGGUGAUUUGGGCCUGUCCAAGGUGAAAUGUCAAACACUUAUAUCAGGUGGUGUUCGGGGAACUCUUCCAUGGAUGGCGCCGGAGCUUCUCAAUGGCAGCAGUAGUCUUGUCUCUGAGAAGGUCGAUGUGUUUUCAUUUGGUAUUGUGCUGUGGGAACUCCUAACUGGGGAAGAACCAUAUGCAGACUUGCACUAUGGGGCUAUCAUAGGUGGUAUUGUAAGCAAUACAUUGCGGCCAGCAGUGCCUGAAUCUUGUGACCCAGAAUGGAAAUCAUUAAUGGAGAGGUGCUGGUCAUCAGAGCCAUCUGAGAGACCAAACUUCACUGAAAUUGCAAACGAGUUACGUGCAAUGGCAUCAAAAAUUCCUCCCAAGGGUCAUAACCCAACGCAGCAACAGCCCCAGGUUCAACACUGAUCUGAGGCUGUUCAUGUAUGUCUUGGCUUCUGUUCUUGCCGCGUGCUACUCCUCUGGGCUGUAUAAAAAUGUGUGAUUUAUUUUGCUAAAAUUAGAGUAAGGGGAGGGUCUUAAUUUUUCUUAAUAUUUAUUAAUUUAUUAAUUUUUUUUUUUUAAAUUACUAGGAGUCGGUCUGUAGAAUAUGUGAAUUGGUUAGGUUUUACCUGUUUCUGGUUUUGUUUUAUUAUAUUGCAAUUUUUAAUCCA